AUGGAGAAGUGUGACCCCAAGAGUGACCUGCUCUUCUUCAUUAAUGUUUUCUUGGAGAGGGGGAACAACAUUGCCAAAGCUUCUACUAGAUGUGAAGAUGGGAUGGGAGAAAUCCUGAAAAGAAAGGUUAUGUCAUAUGGCAUAACAAUAGACCCAUCGAAGAAUAGGGGAGCACUAGGCACCAAGGAGUUAACUCUCUCUAGAAUUGCUCAGGCAUUUGCACCAUGUACUGCAGCAGUUAUCAUUGGCCACAAUCUCAAGGGGAAACUAGUUUCAAAGCUUCUUGGAGGUUUGCAAAUAAUAAUGCAAUAUACUAUCUUUUCAAGACUGAUAUCAACUGGGGCAACCUACCCUGAAGAGCUUAGAGAGAUUGCCCAGAUUCUAAACAUGGAAAUGUCAAUCAUGCUGGCAACUCCGAAAGAAAAACGUAAGCUCUUUAUGAAGCCUGUUUCAGAUCUGCUGGAAGAGUCAAGCCAGUAUGUAGAUGCGGCAAUGAAUCCACAAUCUCUGACCAAGCGUAGAUUAGGAUCCUUGUUAAAGCAGGGGUUGUGGCCAUUGCUGGGGACACCACUAGAUUAA
This is a messenger RNA of Arctia plantaginis, 579 nucleotides long. Lineage: Eukaryota; Metazoa; Arthropoda; Insecta; Lepidoptera; Erebidae. The record is from the annotation of a GenBank genome assembly.